This is a messenger RNA of Micromonas pusilla CCMP1545, 831 nucleotides long. RefSeq lists its product as uncharacterized. The transcript has 2 exons. Bases 1 to 831 code for a protein of 276 amino acids. Lineage: Eukaryota; Viridiplantae; Chlorophyta; Mamiellophyceae; Mamiellales; Mamiellaceae. Gene Ontology annotation, molecular function: phosphatidylinositol transfer activity. The record is from RefSeq and is a predicted model, not a curated record.
AUGACCGAGCUCGAGCUCCAGAAGCUGCGCGAGUUCCGCGGCGCGCUGAAGCGAGCGAGCGAAGAGAACCCGGAGCUGCUCGCGACGCCCGCGCUGCGUCGGUUCGUGAACGACGCGUGCUUGGCGCGGUAUCUCCGCGCGAGGAACUGGAAGGUGAAGAAGGCGCUCAAGAUGCUGACCCAUACGCUCAAGUGGCGCGCGCGGACGCGGCCGGACUCCAUCACGUGGCGGGACGUCGCGAAGGAAGGAAGCACGGGGAAGCAGUACGUCCCGGGCGUGGACGUCAAGGGGCGGAACGUUCUCGUCAUGCGUCCCGGGCGGGAGAACAGCAAGGAACACGCGGGGAACAUUCGAUUCUUGGUGUACAUGCUCGAGAAAGCGACGUGGAGGGAGGACGCGCCGGAGCACCCGCCGCUCGGGCAGGCCGCGGACCACUCCUCGGAGAAGCUCGUCAUCUUGAUCGACUUCUCCGGGUGGACGCUCAGCACGGCGCCGCCGAUGAAGACGUCGAAGGAGACGUUGUCCAUCUUGCAAGAUCACUUCCCCGAGCGUCUCGCCGUCGCCGUGUGCUACAACCCGCCGUGGAUCUUCGCGGUGUUCUGGAAAGCCAUCUCGCCGUUCAUCGACCCGGUGACGUACCGCAAGAUUCGGUUCGUGAACCCGAAGCGCGAGAAGGAGAUGAAGCGGAUGGGCGCGAUGUUCGACAUGAAGAACGUCAUCGAGAGCGACAUGGGAGGAGAGGUUGAUCCGACGUUCGACCUCGCCAAGUUCGCCGCGGAGAACAACGCGCUGGACGCGCGGAGGAAGGAGGUCAUGGCGCUGUGCGAGUGA